Messenger RNA from Blastomyces dermatitidis ER-3, 1764 nucleotides. Its product is annotated as phosphatidylinositol glycan, class C. The transcript is spliced from 2 exons. Gene Ontology annotation, biological process: GPI anchor biosynthetic process. NCBI's taxonomy places the organism in Eukaryota, Fungi, Ascomycota, Eurotiomycetes, Onygenales, Ajellomycetaceae. The record is from RefSeq and is a predicted model, not a curated record. Bases 1 to 1764 code for a protein of 587 amino acids. Gene Ontology annotation, cellular component: membrane; glycosylphosphatidylinositol-N-acetylglucosaminyltransferase (GPI-GnT) complex.
AUGGCUACCCAAGGCCCCCUUCCUUCCGCUCCCUCACCCUCUCCCCCUUCUCCACCUGUGACAGCAGCCAUAUCUACUGAACCACCAUCAGGAGAGGUAGCGGGAGCAGCACCAGAGUCAGGAACAACUGCAACAUCACGACCUGCGCCUGCGCCUGCGCCUUCUCCAGCUCCAAUCCCUCCUCCAGUCCCUGUCGAAACACAUCCAAAUCGUGCUGGCCUCAAACCCCCCCCGCCCAGACGCGUUCUGACAGACCCAAACCGGCUCGCGCCUGAAGAUGCUUACUACGCACACUCUCCUCCACGAUUCCGUCCUCAUGUCGCGAAUAAUCACGCUGCAAAUCUCCGUCUGCCUGCGGCAGUUGCAGCAUUAAGGCCUCCUCCCGCGGUACCAGUGGCUGAACCGCGACGGGUGAAGGAAGCGAGGAGAAGACUGGGAUCGAGUCGGAGGAGGUCGAAGGGCGCGUGGAAGAAGUUAUUGUGGGUUAAACAGUCGUAUCCGGAUAAUUAUACGGAUACUGAAACAUUUCUUGACCAUCUCCAGCGCAAUCCCCGUCUCCGGCCCUAUGAUUUCUGGCCGUUGGUCGCGGAUUCAACUGUCAUUGUGCAGCAUGUCUGCUCUGUCGUCAUAUUCGCCUGUUGCUUCAGCGGCAUUUUCCAGGAGCGAAUUAGUCCCGUCUCGGUGGUGGGAUGGGGAAGUAUAUGUACAAUUUUAGGCUGGGUGCUAUGGGAUUUUUGGGUUGGGAAGGAACAAGAAGAAGAAGCUCGACUGUCAUUAAUGGGAGAUGUAGCGGGAGGUGAUGCUGCAUCUGUAUCUGGUUCAUCUACCAACUCUGCCAAAGCUGGUCACUGUGAGAGGAACCAGAAGGAGAACCAAGUCCCCGGCCUUGGCUUACAACUCUCUACAACUAACCUCGAUUACCGGCAGCUGCGACGCCGCAGUACAGGCCUGAGCACUCUUAGCAAUCGCUCAAAUAGCGCGUCAGCCUGCUCCGUUUAUUCGGGGAACUCAUCCCACUCUCCAAAUUCCCCGACAUCGCCCUCAGCGCCAAGCAACGGUUCCGCUCAUUUCCCCUCUUACCAUUCCUCAAACCAAUACCACCAGUCUCUACACUCCACCAAUAAUACCGCUACCCUCUCCCCGCGCAACCGCCAACGCCUCGAAACAGCCAAAUCUGCCCUCUUAAUCUUCUGCGCCCUCCUCGGCCUCAGCCCGAUCCUCAAAUCCCUCACAAAGUCCACAACUAGCGACUCCAUCUGGGCCAUGAGCUGCUGGCUCAUGGUAAUCAACAUCUUCUUCUUCGACUACAGUAGCAACAGCGGUGGUAGUGGCACGGGAGCGAGUAGUGAGAGUGGUGCCACGGCCGCAAAAUUCCCGGCCUCCUUGUCCACAAAUGCCGCCGUCAUGGCGUCCACGGUGCUGGCCUCACGUCUGAAGUCUACCACCCACGUGUUCAGCCUGACCCUAUUCUCUAUCGAAGUCUUUGGUCUAUUUCCUGUUUUUCGUCGCCAUCUGCGGGCGAUCUCCUGGAUGGGUCACGUAAUACUCACAGUUUUACUUGUGGUAAUUGCCAGUGCGGCAGUGGGAAUUACGCUGCGUGGUGGGUAUAUGUCGGCAAUACUGGGCAUGUUUGUUGGGUGUUUUUCGACCGCUCUGGUUAUGGGAGGUUGUAGUUGGUGGUUGAUCAGUUUACAGAAAUAUAAGAAUGUGGUGGCCGGGCCUUGGGAUCCGGCCAGGCCGGUGCUGAGGAGGCAUUGGGAUUGA